AUGAGGCAGGACACCUCCAAAGCGACUACGAAACAGCGCGGCUCUCGCAAAGUCGUCUCCGAUGACGAUGACGAUGAUAUUGAAGAAGUAGUCAAACCCGCCUCUAAGAAGCCUACCACUCCAAAGCCCGAGAAAUCGGCCAAAGAACCAGUGGAAGAAGAGACUACCAGCUCAGCCUACUUUGCGGCCUCAAAAACAAAGUCUGCGAAGUCUACCCCAUUGCGAACAAAGGCAGCCGCUACGAAUGGUGCCGCAAAAACACCCAGCAAAGAAGUGAACGGCGACACACCAUCUACUGGCAGAAGAUCCUCCAGAAAGACUGGCAAAAAGAACUAUGCUGAACAGGAUGAAGAUGACAAUCCCAAUAAAGUCUUGGAGGAUGACCGCGAAGGCAAUGAUGACAUUUUCAGUGACUUGAAGAGCAGGAAAGUGGACGACGAUUACGAGGAAGGAACAGACGAGGAAGAUAUAAAGCCACAAAAACGAACGGGCAAGACUGUCAAUGGGCACUCUAAAAAGCCCCAAGCAAAAAAUGAUGAUGAAGACGACGAUAUCGAGAUGGCACAGAUCCCCGGAUAUGACGGACCUGGUGAUGCGAGAAGUAAGAAAACGUCCAGCAGAACCACUUCCAGUCGUAAGAGAAAGUCCAAAGAUCUUGAGGAUGAAGAUCAGGACGACUUGGACGAUGCCGACGACACUCCCAAAAAGAAACCGAGGACUACGACAUCGACAACUAGCAGGAAGCCGCGCGCGACCCCCAAAAAGGAGGAAAAGGAGGAAAGCAAGGAGAUACAAAAUAUCUUUGACAAUAUCCCUACUGUGAGAGCUCCGACUCCACCACCAAGAGAUGACAAGAAAAAGUUCACAUUUGGUGGCGGUAACGCCAAUGUGGCUCCACCCGCAGCUGGCUCUGCUGAUAUUCCAGUGGGUGCAGAAAACUGUCUUGCUGGACUAACUUUUGUCUUCACGGGGGUUCUCAACUCGCUUGGCCGCGAAGAGGGACAAAACCUCGUAAAACAGUAUGGCGGCAAGGUGACAGGCGCGCCAUCCAAGCGGACCAGCUACGUCGUCCUUGGUGCCGAUGCAGGACCCAAAAAACUUGAAACGAUCCGCCAGCUGGGAAUCAAAACAAUCAAUGAGGAGGGUCUCUUCGCACUCAUUCGACAGCUUCCAGCAAAUGGUGGUGAUGGAAAAGCAGCCGAAGCCUAUGCCGAGAAACAAGCCAAAGAGGAAGAGAAAAUCCGCAAGCAGGCAGAAGACGAGGAACAACGCGAACGUGAGAGACAGAAAGAGGCUGCGAAAGUUGCAAAAGCUGCCGCAGCUCGAAGUGGUGCCCCUGUACCUCCAGCCAAACCAAAAGGUCCCAGAGUGGAAGACAGACUCUGGGUUGACAAAUACGCCCCAGAUUCAACGAGUGCCGUCUGUGGAAACAAGGCCCAGGUUGAAGGCUUACAGAGAUGGCUUCGAAAUUGGCCGAAAGCGGCCAAAUCAGACUUCAAGAAGGCGGGUGCUGAUGGGAAAGGCACCUUUCGCGCAGCUUUGCUCCAUGGUCCCCCAGGCGUUGGCAAGACCACCGCUGCCCAUCUUAUUGCCAAACUUGAGGGCUAUGAUGUCGUCGAGAGCAAUGCCAGCGAGACUCGGAACAAGAAGCUUCUUGAAACUGGGUUGACUGGUGUUCUGGAUACUACGUCUCUCCUCGGGUAUUUUGCCGGCGAAGGCAAGAAAGUCGAACAGUCGAAACGAAAGCUCCUGCUGAUCAUGGACGAAGUGGAUGGCAUGUCAGCAGGAGAUCGUGGUGGCGUGGGCGCUUUGGCUGCUAUCGUCAAGAAGACCAGUGUCCCGAUGAUCUUGAUCUGCAACGAGCGGAACCAGCCAAAGAUGAGGCCACUCAACAAUGUGACAGCAGAGUUUCAGUUCCGAAGGCCGACCACGGAUAUGAUUCGAGGCCGGAUCGCUACGAUUCUGUUCCGCGAAGGCAUGAGAUUACCCGCACCCAUCAUCAAUGCCUUAAUCGAGGGAUGCAAUGGCGACAUUCGCCAGAUCAUCAACAUGAUUUCAACUGUCAAACUCGACAAUAAGGAUCUCGAUUUCAGCGACACCAAGGCAAUGUCGAAGGCAUGGGAGAAACAUGUGAUUCUGAAGCCUUGGGACAUUGUGAACAAGAUCCUUCGACCACAAAUGUUUGCUGCCAGUUCAUCUGCGACCUUAAACGACAAGACAGAGUUAUACUUCAAUGACCAUGAGAUGAGCUAUCUUAUGCUCCAGGAGAACUAUCUUAAGACCAAUCCUGCCCUUGCGAGCUCUUAUAGCGGUAAAGAGCGAGAGAUGAAGCUAUUGGAGCUUGCAGACAAUGCCGCUGCCAGCAUUUCUGACGGCGAUCUAGUUGAUCGGAUGAUUCACGGUUCCCAGCAGCAAUGGAGUUUGAUGCCGCUCCACGCUAUCUUCAGCUUUGUUCGACCUGCUAGCUAUGUGUACGGAAUGCUUGGGGGACAGGCUGCAUUCCCCACUUGGUUUGGGCAAAACAGCAAGCAGACGAAACUCUCUCGCUUUGUCAAGGAGAUUCAGGGACAUAUGCGGCUUCGUACCUCUGCCGAUCGUCAUGAAAUUCGCCAGCAGUAUCUCCCGGCCCUAUGGAGCAAGACAGUCGGCACGCUCAAGAAUCAGGGCAAGGACGCCGUGCAAGAUGUCAUCGACUUCAUGGACUCUUACUACUUGACCAAAGAAGACUUCGAUGCCGUGCUGGAACUGGGUGUUGGAGAGUACGACAUGGACGGGAUCAAGAUCGACGCCGCUACCAAGGCAGCAUUCACUAGAUUGUACAACGUUCAGAGCCACCCUAUGCCAUUCGUCAAAGCAAGCCACAUCCUGGGUACCGCCAAGGGACGAGCGAAGAAAGAAAAACCAGACUUGGAAGAAGCAGUAGAGGACUCCGAGGCAGAAGAACUCCUAGCGGAAGCUGAGGCCGGCGACGAAGAGGAUGAUGACGAGGAUCUGAAGAAGGACAAAUACAUCAAGGCACCAAAGAAGAAGGCUGCCAGUGCAUCUACUGCGGGUGCAAAGGGCAAAGGCAAGAGGAAGAAGGCGGACGAGGAUGAGGACGGAGUCGUCGAACCUGGAAGCGACGAGGAACCGAAGAAGAAGCGAGGAACUGGUGGAGCACGCGGUGGCAGGAAAGGAAAAGGACGAGCGUGA
Fonsecaea pedrosoi CBS 271.37 is the source of this 3192-nucleotide messenger RNA. RefSeq lists its product as uncharacterized. The record is from RefSeq and is a predicted model, not a curated record. Gene Ontology annotation, cellular component: DNA replication factor C complex; nucleus. The transcript has 2 exons. The coding region runs from base 1 to 3192 and encodes 1063 amino acids. Gene Ontology annotation, molecular function: ATP binding; ATP hydrolysis activity; DNA binding. Gene Ontology annotation, biological process: DNA repair; DNA replication. Lineage: Eukaryota; Fungi; Ascomycota; Eurotiomycetes; Chaetothyriales; Herpotrichiellaceae.